Molecule: messenger RNA, 471 nt
Organism: Leishmania mexicana MHOM/GT/2001/U1103
Lineage: Eukaryota; Euglenozoa; Kinetoplastea; Trypanosomatida; Trypanosomatidae
Exons: 1
Coding region: 1-471 (156 amino acids)
Source: RefSeq, a predicted model, not a curated record
AUGAUGCGCAAGACGUCCGUGUGCGCCAUUGCGGCCACUCGCAGGGCGCUCGUAGGCAACGGCCCAACUUUCCACACGGGUGGUGACAACAACAACACGUCCGACAUCCAGAACGCCUUCCCGAUGAACGAGCGCGGCAUCCGCUCCUCCUCGCCGUUCCCGGAGCCGAAUACAGCCAUCUACGAUUCGUACAUGCCCUGGACAUACUUCCAGCCGAUCGACGUGAAGGUGGACAAGAUGCCAGCACCGGAGGCGAAGUACUACCAGCAACACACAAAGAAGCCGUGGGAUGUGUCGACGACCGACCUUAUUGAGAUCCAGUCGCGCAAGAGGUACGUGCAGGGCGUGGGGUACUUCUUCGCCGUGAUCUACCUGUACUUCCUGAUGCCGAAGGAGAAGUCGUACUCGGGCAAGACCGGCUCCGACGGCUUUUUCGUGAUGCUGCCCAAGAACCAGCCCGAGAAGUUCUAA